Cladocopium goreaui is the source of this 1047-nucleotide messenger RNA. NCBI's taxonomy places the organism in Eukaryota, Dinophyceae, Suessiales, Symbiodiniaceae. The record is from the annotation of a GenBank genome assembly.
GAGUUAGAACAGCUUCGGCUGGAAAAGCAACGUCUGCAAACAGCUGAUAAAGAGCAUCUCGUUCUUGAGAACAAUGAGAUGUCGAAAAGAGUGCAGACGGUCGAAGAGCGCAUGAUAGCGAUGACUGCUGAGUGCCGCAAGAUGGAGGAAACCAGCGAGGAGCUUCAGCAGAAAAAUGAAAAGCUGAAUGCGCAGCUAGAGCGAGAAACAGCUCGGGCAGAGAAGGAGUUAGAACAGCUUCGGCUGGAAAAGCAACGUCUGCAAACAGAGACUCGAAACUUAGAGGCGAUGACUGUUGAGUGCCGCAAGAUGGAGGAAACCAGCGAGGAGCUUCAGCAGAAAAAUGAAAAGCUGAAUGCGCAGCUAGAGCGAGAAACAGCUCGGGCAGAGAAGGAGUUAGAACAGCUUCGGCUGGAAAAGCAACGUCUGCAAACAGAGACUCGAAACUUAGAGGCGAUGACUGCUGAGUGCCGCAAGAUGGAGGAAACCAGCGAGGAGCUUCAGCAGAAAAAUGAAAAGCUGAAUGCGCAGCUAGAGCGAGAAACAGCUCGGGCAGAGAAGGAGUUAGAACAGCUUCGGCUGGAAAAGCAACGUCUGCAAACAGAGACUCGAAACUUAGAGGCUGAUAAAGAGCAUCUCGUUCUUGAGAGCAAUGAGAUGUCGAAAAGAGUGCAGUCGGUCGAAGAGCGCAUGAUAGCGAUGACUGCUGAGUGCCGCAAGAUGGAGGAAACCAGCGAGGAGCUUCAGCAGAAAAAUGCAAAGCUGAAUGCGCAGCUAGAGCGAGAAACAGCUCGGGCAGAGAAGGAGUUAGAACAGCUUCGGCUGGAAAAGCAACGUCUGCAAACAGAGACUCGAAACUUAGAGGCUGAUAAAGAGCAUCUCGUUCUUGAGAACAAUGAGAUGUCGAAAAGAGUGCAGUCGGUCGAAGAGCGCAUGAUAGCGAUGACUGCUGAGUGCCGCAAGAUGGAGGAAACCAGCGAGGAGCUUCAGCAGAAAAAUGCAAAGCUGAAUGCGCAGCUAGAGCGAGAAACAGCUCGGGCAGAGAAG